This is a messenger RNA of Mus musculus (house mouse), 5652 nucleotides long. It is a transcript of the gene Crem, whose product is annotated as cAMP responsive element modulator. Gene Ontology annotation, cellular component: nucleus; nucleoplasm; cytoplasm. The record is from RefSeq and is a predicted model, not a curated record. Gene Ontology annotation, molecular function: RNA polymerase II transcription regulatory region sequence-specific DNA binding; DNA binding; sequence-specific double-stranded DNA binding. The coding region runs from base 256 to 1245 and encodes 329 amino acids. Gene Ontology annotation, biological process: negative regulation of transcription by RNA polymerase II; regulation of DNA-templated transcription. Lineage: Eukaryota; Metazoa; Chordata; Mammalia; Rodentia; Muridae. The transcript is spliced from 10 exons.
CAGCAGGAUCGAAGUGUAACACGUUCUGUGGCAGAGCAUAGCUCUGCUCAUAUGCAGACUGGUCAAAUUUCUGUUCCUACUCUAGCUCAGCUGUCCUGAUUGCAGGCCCAUGUCUGUGAUGUUCUUAGCUGUAUUGUGACAUCACAAACUCCACGAUGACGGAACCUAGCUACGCACUGGAGCUGGUCUACUAGGUGCUGAUCGCAUGCUGUGCUACAACACUAUUAACUACUGUCUGUAGUGGGUUUUCAGUGGAUGUGGUGGCAUCAGCAGAACCUAUGCUUCAGGCAUCCUAUAGAAGAAGAUUAUUCUUCAGGGGAUCUGGAUAAAAAGGUUUCUGUAGCUGGAUCAGGCACUGGAAGAGGCUCCCCAGCUGUGACUCUAGUACAGUUACCUUCAGGCCAAACUGUACAGGUCCAGGGAGUUAUUCAGACACCACAUCCAUCGGUUAUUCAAUCACCACAAAUACAAACUGUUCAGGUAGCAACAAUUGCAGAGACAGAUGAUUCUGCAGACUCAGAAGUAAUUGAUUCGCAUAAACGUAGAGAAAUUCUUUCACGAAGACCCUCAUAUAGAAAAAUACUGAAUGAACUUUCCUCUGAUGUGCCUGGUAUUCCCAAGAUUGAAGAAGAAAAAUCAGAGGAAGAAGGGACACCACCUAACAUUGCUACCAUGGCAGUACCAACUAGCAUAUAUCAGACUAGCACGGGGCAAUACAUUGCUAUAGCUCAAGGUGGAACAAUCCAGAUUUCUAACCCAGGAUCUGAUGGUGUUCAGGGACUCCAGGCAUUAACAAUGACAAAUUCAGGAGCUCCUCCGCCAGGUGCUACAAUUGUACAGUAUGCAGCACAAUCAGCCGAUGGUACACAGCAGUUCUUUGUCCCAGGCAGCCAGGUUGUUGUUCAAGAUGAGGAGACUGACCUUGCCCCAAGUCACAUGGCUGCUGCCACAGGUGACAUGCCAACUUACCAGAUCCGAGCUCCUACUACUGCUUUGCCACAAGGUGUGGUGAUGGCUGCCUCACCAGGAAGCCUGCACAGUCCCCAGCAACUAGCAGAAGAAGCAACUCGCAAGCGGGAGCUGAGGCUGAUGAAAAACAGGGAAGCUGCUAAAGAAUGUCGACGUCGAAAGAAAGAGUAUGUGAAGUGUCUUGAGAGUCGAGUCGCAGUGCUGGAAGUUCAGAACAAGAAGCUUAUAGAGGAGCUUGAAACUUUGAAAGACAUUUGCUCUCCCAAAACAGAUUAGUAGAAAUAUUUAACUAUGAACUGAUUACAGCAUGUACAGUUGCUUUUGAAUGCAAUACAAUAUAUAGCCGGCAAGAAUUAUGGCUUUUUCCUUUGUAUCAUUCAUCUAACUUUCUAAAACUAACAUUCCUAAGAUGCUUUGUUGUAUUUAAUUUGCUCUUACCUCUAAGGUCAAUUUUUUAGAAGAGACAAACUGUAAAAAAUGUAUGUAACAAAUUCUUAAAAUGAAGUAUUUGUAAGACUUGUUCCAGUGCAACAUAUUUACAGUUCCCAGUCUCUCUGUCAUGAAUAGUGUCCUAUGCAAUAAAAAUUUUGCAGGUUUUAAGAAUCAUUUUAGGAAAGGGUGAUCAAAGGCAGUGCAUCUCUCCAGUAGUAAGAUAAAAUCAACCCAUAGAGAUACCUCAGGAAAGAAUGAAAGGAAGUGUAUCCUGAUGACAUGACUACGUGAGAAUAGCCUACAAAUGAAUUUAUGCAUUUAUAGAUUUUUAUAAUCGUCACUUUGUAAAGAAAGUAUUGUAUUGCUGUCCUUGGGUGCCACAGUUGAAGACAGUUUUAAAUAGAACCAUGUUGGUUGCUCUUUGUACUAUUUGGUAUUUAUUUAAGUAUCUGAGCAUUUACUACAGCUUCCUACUAUGUAUGUAGUAUGUGAAUUUCUACAAAAGUUUGUGCUGCUUUGCUGUUAUUUAAUGAAAGAGACAACAUAUUUUCAUUAUCUGGAAUGAGUUCCACAAGUAUGAAUUUAUUGCUACACUGGAUCAGCAGCCUUGCAAAUACUGGGCCAUUUCAUUAGAGGACAACUGCAGGGCUCUAGGAGCAGAGUUCAGUGUGGAGCACUUGCCUGGCAUGCUACAUGUUCAGUUGAAAGGGAAGACCUCAAGCUCUGCAAAUGGAAUGGGGUCCAGGGGAAGAGGUUAGAGGUUAGCCUUUGUGCUGUACUAGGCUUCUUGCUGAUCGUCUGGAGAGUUUCUGCUGAUGACCCUCCAUUGUGAAUUCUUGCAACCUCAGGAAUGUUAACGUUUAAAAAACAACCCAAGAUGUCAUUUUUGAUUUUACAACUUGGAUCAAUUUUGUUUUGCUCUUUGGAAUAUAGCUGUGUACAUUUGUCACGUAGGUUUAGGCUGGCCUUAAACUCACAGUUCUCUUGCCUCAGCCUUCUGAGUGCUUGGAUUACGGAUGUGGGCCAGAAUAUCCAGUUUGAUCAAGUAUUCUUUUAUAAAAUAUUACUUUCUUUUUAAUUGCCUGUGUGUAUGUCUAUGUGUAUGUGAAUGUGGGUUCCCAAGAAGGCCAAAAGCUCCCCUGGAGCUAGAGUUAUAGAUAGUUGUGAGCCUUCCAACAUGGGUGUUGGGAACUGAACUCAGAUAUUCUGCAAGAGCAGCACAUGUUCUAAAUGACGGAGCCAUCUCUCCAGGUCCAUGAUAAAAUAUCCUUAUGCCAGAACAUUCAAAUGAAAUUCAUUACAAUUGUGAUAGCUUUGUUACUAGUAGCGUCCAUAGUUGUUUUUAUAAGGAAAAGACUCAAGGUAUAAGCUCGGAUCCCUAACCCUGUGCUAUGUCAUCUUUCUCUCACCAGCAGGUACGGAUUAGACAGUGGGCUAUAGUCGCUGCAUUGCCUAUGGCUGAUCUCUGAUUUGUUAAGAACCUGCCCACCUUCCUUCACUGUCAACAGGGUUGAUAGUGGAUCUGGUAGUGGGUAGGAGGUGGUUUGGCACCCAGUUACCAUUUCUUUAUCUUUAACUUUUCCUUACCUAUAACUUCUAAAAUGUAGGUCCUGGUUUUGUUUCUGUUGCCACAAUAAAAUGCUCUUGACAGAAACAACUUAGGAUAGAAAGAGCUUAGUUUAGUUCACAAUUCCAGGUUGGAUAAUCCAUCAAAGCAUGGAAGUCAAGGCAACAGGAAUUUGAAAUAGCUGGUCACACACACACACACACACACACACACACACACACACACACACACACACAGAGAGAGAGAGAGACAGAGACAGAGACAGAGACAGAGACAGAGAGACAGAGAGACAGACAGAGGGACAGAGAGUCCGAGAGACAGGGAGAAAAUGACUAUGCAUACCUGGUUACCAGCUCAUUUUCUUACACAAUCCAAGACUCAAACCCAGUGAAUGGUGUGUAUCUAUUAACAGAAUCAAGGUAACUUUCCACAGACAUAAGCCCAUAAGCCAACCACAUCUGGACAAUAUUUCAUUGUGACUCUCUCCACAGGUGAAUCUAGACUGUGUCAAGUUGACAAUUAAAACUCACCAGCAGGGCUGGUGAGAUGGCUCAACGGGUAAAAGCACUGACUGCUCUUCUGAAGGUCAUGAGGUCAAAUCCCAGCAACCAUAUGGUGGCUCACAACCACCCGUAACAAGAUCUGACGCCCUCUUCUGGUGUGUCUGAAGACAGCCACAGUGUAUUUACAUAUAAUAAAUAAAUAAAUCUUAAAAAAAAUCUAUAAAACUCACCAGCAUAGGAACUAGAGAGAUGUCUCAGGAGUUAAAAGCACUUGAUGCUCUUUCAGAGGACUUGUACUUGGUUUGCAGUGCCCACAUGGUGCUCAAAUCUGUUUAUAACUUCAGCUCCAUAGGGUCUGAUGCAGUUUUCUGAUCCCUGUGGACACUUGGCAUGCACGUUGCACAUACAUUCAUACACAAAAAUAAAUCUUUAAAACAUCCUAACUAGCCAGGUGGUGGUGGCAAACACCUUUAAUCCCAGCACUGGGGAGGCAGAGGCAGGCAGAUUUCUGAGUUCGAGGCCAGCCUAGUCUACAAAGUGAGUUCCAGGACAGCCAGAGCUACACAGAGAAACCCUGUCUCGAAAAAAACAAACAAAAAAACCAUCCUAACCAUCAUAGCAGAAAUACCAAUUUGAGUUUUAUUUUAAUUUUUUUUUCUGUGGUGUCUCAGCUCUGAAUUUUUUUUAUCUCCUUUCUGUGAUUUCUUUUAUACUCUGCUGAGGACACAAUACAAAAAGAAAUGGGGAAAGAAAGCCCAGGUUUCAGGUGAAGUACAGUGCAUCCCUUGGCCAGAGCAGUUGUUUGCUCUUGGGUAAUAUAGCAAGACAAAGGAAUUGGUAGACCAGAUGUCAACCUGUGAGGUGUUUCAGGUUAGAGAAGCAGGUGGCAUUAAAAGAGGAGACUUUAUGGAGGAGUUUGAUUUUGACCUGGGAAUGCUGGGAGCACUUAAAUAGUAAGUAGCUUAAAUAGUAAGGAGACAUUUUUUUAUAUCACACAAAAAGUCCACAUACAGGAGAUCCCACAAGUACCUUAAUUCAGCUACUUAAACAGUGGAAUUUUGGCUAGAGUCUUUCCUCACCUAGCCCAUCCUCCUUUCCUAGUUCCUGAUCCUAAUGUUGAUGGCACACUUCUAGGCAGCAAGGCUAGAACGGACAGGCACUCACAGCAUCUUGUCUUGUCUUGUCUUGUCUUGUUUGUUUGUGAGACAGGAUUGGGUCUGGAAAAGUAGUAAAUAGGCAACUAGGAAUGGCUUCUGUGGACUGAUCAGUGCUUAAAAGCAUUCAUAAAAUUAAGGACAGCUUGGGAGAGAGCUGGAAUUUGGGCUAAACUCUCAGAGAUACACAGGAACUCAUUUUCCUUCUCAUCUAAUUUCUUCCAUAAACCAAGCCUUUGCCACUCAUUCAGAACCAUCAGGUGUUGCCUGUUGUCUCCCAGAGAGCAGAGUGAGAAGUAACUUGGAAGAUUUUCAUGAACAUUAUAUGUAUAUCCUGUACUUCAGUGUCAUGUGGAAUUGAGAGCUGUCACUGUAUCUCCCCCACCCAUCUUCACAGUUUUAGAAUCUAGGUUAUGGGCUGUACAAAUGACUCAUGCUGGAUUAUGAGAUUACAGCAUGAUUGUGGACACUUUAUGAUGGUAAGUCCCAUAUAAUGGGAGGACACAGAAAAUACCUUUAUGGACUCUUUGUUAUGUCCAGCACACACUCUCUUCUAUGUGUCUAAAAGGCUCUUAAAACCAACACAUUUUUCCCUGCACAUACCAAAACCAGAUAAUUUUGACAUGUGAGGAAAGCACAAGCGCCACUGGUUGGCUCUCCACAACAUAUCCUGAUUCCAUUCUGCUUUAUUGUAGCAGCUCCUUGUUUCUAGAAACUCAAAUGAAAUGUGCCUUAGUUGUUUUUUGAGAUCACUCAUGUCCUAGUUUUGUUUCUGUUGCUGUGGUAGAAUAUACUGACAGAGAGCAACUGCACGUUGAAAGGGCUCAUUUUAUCUCAAGUCCAGGUUGUACUCCAUCAAAGUAGGAACACCAAGGCUGCAGAAGCUUGAAGCUGUCAUGUCACAUCUACAGUCAAAGUAGAGAGAAAGAGUUCCUGGCUACUACUGCAAUCCCUCACUUCAGACUAUCUUCCCAGGUGAUUCUACAUUGUAUCAAAUUGACAAUUAAAAGGAAUGUUCACAACUUGA